Molecule: messenger RNA, 894 nt
Organism: Parascedosporium putredinis
Lineage: Eukaryota; Fungi; Ascomycota; Sordariomycetes; Microascales; Microascaceae
Source: the annotation of a GenBank genome assembly
AUGGGCCACGACGAAAUUAACGAAGAGCCACCCGAGGACUACAUCAGCGAAUUUGAGCAGCGCCGGGAACUAUUUAACCAGAUACGAGAUUAUCAUGAUACCAAUCUAGGCCCGAGUUGCUCUUCUUUUGAUCAUGCCUCGGUCGCGGUGUUGAUGAUUCUGCCCAGUGAAAGACUCUCGGAUUUAUUACAGAUCACAAAAUCCAGGGAAGCAACCUUCGCAGCUGAUAUGGUGGCCAGCACCCUCUUUACCAAAUCGGGGGCGCCGUCAAGGCCUUUUUGGCAAGGGGAGACGCUCCAUGUCGAGGAUAGCACGCCGGAUGUCCGCCACCCCCGGCUCCUCUGGCGACGAAGUAUCCUCAGCAAGACAACCGCGACAAGGGCUGAGAGUAAAAGGGAACGUAUCCUUUCGCCGACGCCGAUCGAGCCCAGCUCCCCAUCGAUAAUGUAUCCGCUCUCAUUUGUCCAAAGUGCCGAGGCACCGGAGAAGGUAAGUCUCGUCAUCAAACGGCUUCGGCUGCACUGGAUGAAAAAAGCCACGAUCAAGCCCACGGAUCAGGUUCUCCAAGAGGACUUGGAUGAGGCCUUGGCCCAAGCUGGGAUCUCUCGCAACGAGGGUUGGGGUGCGCAGCCUCUGUGGCGGUCGAGUGGUAUCCCCCUCAUCACUGGCCAGGUGUUUGCGAUCAAGGCGCUGGAUCCUGAGGAUCUCCCGAGCUUUGAGCUUCUGGAGUUGUCUUGGACCUUUUUGCGUGUUGCAUCCAUGUGCGGCGGCGGCACCGAAGAAGACUUGGAUAGCAAUGGAGACACCGCAGAUGGCAACUCUCGAUACUGCCAUGCCUGGCUUGCCUCGGACGCCUCAGCUGGAGCUGGGGAAGAUAUCAAGGAAGAUUUCUAG